Molecule: messenger RNA, 5605 nt
Organism: Macrosteles quadrilineatus (aster leafhopper)
Lineage: Eukaryota; Metazoa; Arthropoda; Insecta; Hemiptera; Cicadellidae
Product: vascular endothelial growth factor receptor 1-like
Exons: 30
Coding region: 1-4377 (1458 amino acids)
Biological process (GO): multicellular organism development; protein phosphorylation; positive regulation of kinase activity
Cellular component (GO): signaling receptor complex
Molecular function (GO): transmembrane receptor protein tyrosine kinase activity; ATP binding
Source: RefSeq, a predicted model, not a curated record
AUGUCAACUUGGAAGGUAAGAGAAGCGACUGUACAAGAUACCCCUGGAAACUUGGAAGUGACGAGAAGCGACAGUACAAGAUACCCCUGGCAACUUGGAAGGUGUGAGAAGCGACAGUACAAUAUACCCCUGGCAACUUGGAAGGUGUACGAGAAGCGACUGUACAAGAUACCCCUGGAAACUUGGAAGGGAAGAGAAGCGACAAUACAAGAUACCCCUGGCAACUUGGAAGGUGUGAGAAGCGACAGUACAAUAUACCCCUGGCAACUUAGAAGCACUUGGAAGGUACGAGAAGCGACAGUACAGUAUACCCCUGGCAACUUGGAAAGUACGAGAAGCGACAGUACAGUAUACCCCUGGCAACUUGGAAGGUACGAGAAGCGACUGUACAAGAUACCCCUGGAAACUUGGAAGGGACGAGAAGCGACAAUACAAGAUACCCCUGGCAACUUGGAAGGUGUGAGAAGCGACAGUACAAUAUACCCCUGGCAACUUAGAAGCACUUGGAAGGUACGAGAAGCGACAGUACAGUAUACUCCUGGCAACUUGGAAAGUACGAGAAGUGACUGUACAGUAUACCCCUGGCAACUUGGAAAGUACGAGAAGCGACAGUACAGUAUACCCCUGGCAACUUGGAAAGUACGAGAAGUGACUGCACCACAGUACUUGAAGGAAAAACUGAAAGCGAGGUCGGCCGUGAGAGAGCGCAGAACUAGACAGGACUUGUUGCUUGACAUACCAAGAGUUGUUCUUGAUGCUGGAUACGUGGUUAUCGACUUUCCUGAACAUGCCUCGACUGAUAGAGACCUGGUGGUGGAUACUGGGUCCAUAUUUGACAUUAAAUGUCGUGAAUAUGUUAAUAUAACUUGGUAUUAUGAUGAUACUCUGUGGAAGGAGUAUGAGGAAUACGAGGAUAUGGGGGUGAAAGAUGUGAUGUUAGAGAAGAUGUUAGAUGGUGAGUAUGUAUCCACUCUGACUAUACGAGGAGCUUACUACCUGGACACUGGCUACUACACAUGCUACCCUGUACAUGAGGGAAGAGAGUCAGCAAAGACCCAGAGCAUCUAUCUUUAUGUCAAUAGUACCGAUCCUGAGCAAUAUUUAGCACUACCAAAAGAAAAAAAAUUUAUUCAAGUUUAUAUGUCGGAGGUUUUAAACAUACCUUGCAGGCCUACAAAUCCAAACCUUAAAGUACAACUGAAGAAAGAUGAUAAGGUGGUUCCUGCAAAAUACGACCCUCACAAAGGCUUUGAAUUGAAUACUACCGCAGUUAAUCAAGGAGGAUAUUUCAAAUGUGUCUAUAGUGAUAAUAUCACCUCUAACGAAUUGGAUUUAUUGGUCGAAAUUAGCAAUAAGAAGGCCUUAGAGCAGCCUGAGGUCAACAUCAGUCCCACUGAUGUGAUGGAGGGAGACAAUGUAACUCUCAAAUGUAAGAUCAACCACGACAGCAACGUUACCAUCAGCUGGGCCUUCCCCCACAUCUUUCUAGAAACUAGCAAAAGAAUACAUCAACAUGAGUUAAAGAAAGUCGUUAAUGACGACUUCAACUACUUCCGGGAAUUGACUCUGACUAACGCGUCCAAGCAAGAUGAAGGAGAAUACACCUGCAAAGUUGCCGAUGACGCAGGCAAUCAAAACAGCAAGUCCGUCAAACUAUCUGUCAAUCCAGCAGGAUUGAUCCCAAUAACUUUGGACAUAAGAGGUUACACUAGUGGAGGCAACAAGACAUUUAAGAAUGUUAAUGUAAUCCAAAUUUUGGUCGAUAUCAUAGCUCGACCUCCAACAACUAUUCAGUGGUAUGAUCAUAACAAGAGUCGUAUCAGUGGAACAGUUGAAAACGUAGAAGUUAAAAACAACCCUUCAUUAGCCAACCUGACCAUACAUCAACCGACAAUAAACAAUACUGGAACUUACUACUUGGAAGUGAACAACUCCGCUUCAUCAAGGACUGUUGAUUUCACCGUACUGAUUGAAGGGGCUCCUAGCUUGCAUCACAACAAAGAAAAGUCUGUAGUGUUCUACAUGGUCAACUCAUCACUCACUAUAGACUGGGACGUGCAGGCUCUGCCUAGUCCCAACAUGUCUUGUAACUCCACAUCCUGCCCAGAUUACCCUUCCUGCAGCAACUCUACACAGGAAAAUCAAAUACGACUGCAAGAAACUGAUAUCCGUACUUUGUUCAAGUACAGGAUGGAUAUACUAGGAGAUGAUCCAGUUAGUCUGGAGUGUAAGGCUUGUAACAGUCUGGGAUGUGCAAGUAAAGUAAUGGAGAUACUUGUUACAGAUGAAGAUGUAGAAGACGGCAUGUCCAUUGAUGUACCUGAUGAGGUAGCUGUGGGUGACAGGGUCGUUUUGAGAUGUAGUGCUUCCAAAUACAUUUACACUACAUACCCUGAUUGGAGAUUCAAGGAGAAUGAUGUAGUUUCUGCCAUUAUAGACACACAAAUAACAGAAGAAACAAAAUAUUCAUAUGUAAACAAGAUACUCAUACCUGAAGCGAGUAAAAAUCACUCUGGGGAGUACAUAUGCUCUGCUAUGUUACUUAAUGAAAGAAACCAGACUCGUGAAACCAAAACUGCUUUAGAUGUUAGAGACUUGGAGAAGCCUUUGAUCAUUAAGGAUGUGACCAAAUUGAUCGUCCCCAUAGGCCAAUUUUUGGUGGAACUACUUUGCAUUGCCCAAGGAUUCCCUACUCCCAUCAUUUCCUGGUACAAGAAUGACGAGACGAUUACGAAGGAGACACAUGAGAACAUUAGAUUGCUGGAUAAUAACUGGAGGCUAGUGAUCGAAAGUGUAGGUUUGGAAGACUACGGAAGUUACAGGUGUGAAGCCACUAACAAAGGAGGAACAGACGAAUUGAUAAUAAACAUUGAGAACUCAGAACCUGGAAUCAUCAUGUUCUCGAUGUUCAUUCCAAGAGCAUAUUUGAUAAUGAUCCUAUCGCCACUGAUAGCUGUUGUACUGUUCGUUGCAAUAUUGGUUUACAUCCUUAGGGUUCGUAGUCAGAGAGCAAUGAUGAUGAUGAAGGAAAAUUUUGCAAUGUUGAAUCCGAACAUAAAAUAUGAGGAAUCAAUCAAUCCAGAAAUUGAUAUAGCAGAGCAAGUGCAUCUUUUGCCUUAUGAUGGAAACAAGUGGAAUUUUCCCCGAAGUAAACUGAAACUAGAACGUGGCACUGUGCUGGGAUCUGGAGAGUUUGGAGUGGUGUUAAAGGCGAAAGCUUACGGGAUAGUGGAAUCAGGAGUUGCAACUACAGUUGCCGUCAAAAAGGUCAAACGUCACUCGGACCGUACAUUGGUCGAAGCUUUCGCCUUGGAACUCAAGAUGAUGAUAUAUCUAGGGAGUCAUCGCAACGUAGCGAAUGUCUUAGGAGCCUGCACUGACGGAGAGUUAAUGGUAAUCGUGGAAUAUUGUGAGUACGGCUGUCUGGGUGACUAUAUAUGGAAAUAUAGAGACAACUUUAUCAAACAAGAGAAACAUACAUGCAGACAAUGUGGCUCUAACUACAAUAAAGACACAACUUCAGAUUCUGUAAGCAAUCUAUUAAUAGACUUAUCUGAUGAAGCUGAUGUUUCUGAAGCUACUGACUUGCAUAGUCUGAAUAAAGUAGCAGCUGAAGAUGAAUACUGCAAGAACUGCUUAAUCAACUGGAGUUAUCAAGUGGCAGCAGGGAUGGAGUAUGUGGCAUCCAAGGGGGUUGUACACGGGGAUCUUGCUCUUAGGAACAUUUUAUUGGCAGAGAACAAUGUUGUCAAAAUAUGUGACUUUGGUCUCUCAAAACGUAUUUACCAAAAUGCUCAAUACAUGAAGAAAAACAAAAAUCUACGCUUGCCAUUGAAGUGGAUGGCAUUGGAGUCUAUCUUGUACGAGAAGUACACGUCCAAGUCAGACGUGUGGUCGUACGGCAUCGUGUUGUGGGAAAUCUUCUCCCUGUCCGGCUCUCCAUAUGCUGACUGGGAACUUGAUGGAAAAUUCAAGGCAAAGCUAAUAGGUGGUGAGAGAAUGAAAAAGCCUACUUAUGCACCAAAUCACGUGUAUGACAUUAUGAUGAACUGUUGGGAACGUAACCCUAACUCACGACCGUCAUUUACUGAGAUAAUGGAAAAGAUGUUACCUAAUAAUAGUGAAUUGUUAUACGUAGAAAUGAACUCCCAGCAUGAAUAUGUCAACACCGGUGCAACUCAAGUUUCCUGCAGUACUUCAACUGUCAUCAGUAAUGCUGGGUACAUGGUCAUGGAGCCCGCUGCCUCGGGAAACAACCGUCUGAACGAUAAUCCUGUGCAUUGCAUCUUCAAUCCAAGUUACUUGAUCGUAGAACGUCCAAACAGCAAUCCAAGUGCAAAUGAAGACGUCAAUGAACAAUGUACGGAAUCUGUAUAAGAACAACAAUUAUUAAUUAAAACGUGUUUUGUUUGUAGAUAAAAAAAGCUGACAUAAAGUGCAUGAAUAGACUGAGCAAAGUAACAACAUUAAAAAAUAAAACUGAUCAAUUUCCUAUUUUAGUUCUGUCAAUUUUGACAUCAUUGACUAGUCUGAUUUUAAAUUUUUAAGUCAAACUUUCAUUAAACACUCUUGUUUUUCUUAGCUAAAUAAAUUAAUAGUAUAUUUCAUCACUAGGGCAAAAAGUGACUCUUUUUGACCCAAGCUCAAGUCUUAUGAUCGGCAAAGCCGAGGUCGGAAAAUGAGCGAGGGUUGAAAAGACACUAUUUGACCAUGUGUUGAACUAUAUUUUUUGUCAUAUUGCUCCAUUAUUUGAACAAACUAAGUUACAAAACCAAAAUGGUUUUCAUUUGAAGAUAACCACUCAAAACUACUUUUAACUUGUUUUCAUUAUGAUUUUCUGAUGGAAACAAGAAGCUUUUUAGUAAUUGAUUCAAUCGUUUUGUCUAUUAGGAAUAUGUUAGUGUACAUUAUACUAUCGAUAUGUCAAACUAUUUAGAAUAAGUCAACAAGCUAAAAUUGAUUAUACAAUUGAUUCAUAUACUUUUAUGCAAAAUGUACGACUGAGUUGACAACAGCUGAUUUUUUACUAGGGGCUAAAAACGCUUUAUACUCUCUAGAGUAAUAAAUAAUUAUACUUUAGACCCGAAACGCAUGUACAAUGGCUGUUUUUGAUGCAGUACCAAUAUGACAAAAAUGUAUUUUACAUACUGAAAAGAUCUUCAUUAGGUAUUUGAUGUAAAUUUAUUUAUUUAUGAUAAACUCUUUUUUAUUUAUAAUAAAUUUAUGAUAACGAUUUUGGAUUGAGGUCCUCAAUUUAAAGAAGAGCCACUCAGUAACUAAUGUUAAUUGCUCCUCAUUAAUUGUUAAUACUUGUUUACUAUAAGUAGGUACAAUCAUAGAAACUGCCCUACAUUAGUAAAGUUUUGUUCAAAUAUUUGGCAAGGGUUUACCUUUAAGUUAAAAAUGUAAUAUCUUAAUUUAAUUAUCUGAAUAGCUGUUUGAAAACAGGUUUACAUCUUUUAGCAAACAGUCAAAUAUUUGUUUUUAAUUCAAGCAGCUUAAUUCCAGUACAUGAUUGGUGACAUUGAUUAUUUAUUAAGUCUAAUACUGUGUCAUUAUUGGUAUUAAGGCAUUACUUAUAUAUGUAAAUAUAUUUUCUGAACCA